ACGCCCCCAAGCGGCAAAACGACCACAAGGACGAAGAUGGACACUUCGAUGGACCAGCAGGACCAGCAACACCAUCACGACGAGGAAGACCAUGAGAUUGAGGAUCAUAAUGAGCAUGGAGGGCCUGACAACGGUUCCCCCGGCGCUGCCGACGGUCCCGCGGCACCGAACGUUAUGGACGCGCAACAACUUCAGGACGCCUUCGACAGUGUGCAUCGUCGCUUGGACGCAUUGGAAGAAACGGUGGAGAGCAUCCCGGAGCGCAUUUGGAGCGCGCUGGAUGGUCGCGUCGGGGUCACACCUUCUGGCAUCGGCGUCACGAACGUGAUCAACUUGGCCAUCAAGGCGUUGACGGAUGCGAUUUUGAUCUCCGCCGCGCCCGACCGGUUCCAGAAAAACCGCAAAGGCGCAGUCGGCAAUGCAGGUAUGCGUGGAGCGACCAACGAUCUCAAAUUUGACGGCCGAAACAACGGGAAGAAGCUCAAGGCGGAGCGCCUGAAGCGAGGCGACCACCACGACAGCAGUCCGUCGACGUUGUUGCUGUUGUCGAACGCGGGCAACCGGCAGCAAGUGUCGAGUCCAAUUACGAUCCCCAACACGCGGCGACACCCGAAGGUGGAAGUGCCUGCGGGGAUGCCCCGCUUCGCGUGGUCGGACGGGUCCAAGCAGUUUGCGCCGCAGGGGUGGUUGCUGCCCACGACGUCGUCCCGAGCGAUGUGGGAGCUCUGGUUUGGUGGCGACGACAACGUGGGUCCGUUCCAGCAUCUGACAGCAAAGGACUUGGAAGACGCGACGUCCAAGGUCAACUUGAGCUGCGCGCGGGGGGUCAUGGUAACGUUGAUUCAAAUCGCGCUCGACCAAAACCUAGUGCCAUCGGUCGAGUUUAUCUCGACCAUGACGCCCGCGGACCGCGCCAACCUGUUUGACCAGGUGUUUCCCCGGCUGAUUCAAAACGAACCGGCGGAUGUUGUGGAGAAAGCACCGUCGUAUACGUACACGAACGCGUACAAGCGGCUGAUCAAGGGCAAGCGCAAGGCACAACGAUCGGUCGGGUUUGACUCAUCUGGCCACAAGCUGCCCAACCUGCCGGUGGUCCACCACAAUGCGAUGCACGGGCCAGACUGGGAGUUCCCCGCGACUAACUGCAAGACCAUGUGGUUCUUUUGGUUCAAGGGCGACGAUUCCAACGGUAUCGGGCCGUUCCGCCACUUCCGACCCCGAGAUAUUGACAAGGAGGUGACGGAUGGCCCCGCGCGCCGCCAGUUUUCCCGCGCCCGCGGCGUCAUGGAGAAGCUCGUGGACAUCGCCAUCUCGCACGGGUUUGCCGUGUCAGUGGACGAGCUCGACCACAUGUCCCCCGUCGAGUUGGAAACCGUGUUUGACCAAGCAUUCGACGUGCUCAUGCACGACAGCCCCGACGGGAGUCUGGUGGGGGACGCCCCUGGCCAGCUCCGCCCUGAAAAGAUGGCCGGGUACUCGUACGGCACGGUCUAUAGCGCCAUGUCCCAGCGCAAACGGAAACGAGCCGACGAUGAAACCGGCGGCCAGUACGAGCUGUAAGAAAGUACAAGAAGAGGAUAACUAACUGGAUGGAUCGAUACACCCUAAAGUUGUCGUGACGAGGUUAACGUACAAAGUACUAGGGAUUUUGGAUGUACGUACACAAAGUACCCUCCUG
Molecule: messenger RNA, 1678 nt
Organism: Aphanomyces astaci
Lineage: Eukaryota; Oomycota; Saprolegniomycetes; Saprolegniales; Verrucalvaceae
Exons: 1
Coding region: 37-1560 (507 amino acids)
Source: RefSeq, a predicted model, not a curated record